CGAAGUUGAAAGGGUAGAGGUCGGUCAUACGCUCUUUCCUCCGUCACACCUCUUCCUGCUUUCAAAUUUUCUUCUUCCUGUCUCUCUCUCUCUUCCCCCAUUACCAUAAACUUCACGCACACACCGCUCUCUCUCUUUCACAAAAAUUUCCCGUAGAAAAACACGGCAAACCCACAUACCCAAUUCAAUUCCAUAAACCAAAACCGAAGCCAAAGUCAAGUCAUCAAAUCACAAAUCAAAUACCCAAGAAGAAGAAGAAGAAGAAGGGUGAGUGAGAAAGCAAAGGCUUUUUUCUUUUUCAUAUUUUGUAUGUAAUGCAUCAGAAGAAAUCCGAAGUUCAGAUCGGAAAAGAAAGCAGCGGCGUCUCUUCCGAUUUCAACCCAACCCCACCUCUCCUCUUCCCUCCCCCCUCCUCCAUCCACCACAAGCAAUCCUACAAUUCCCACCUUUCCCCUAAUCCCGAACUAUCUUUUCAUCCCUACCCUCCUCCUCCUCCCCACCACCAACUACAACACAAUGACCCAAUAGACCCUCCAUCUCCUUCUUCUUCCUCUUCUCCAACCCCGUACAAGAGGACCCUUUUGACGCAAACCCACUCCUCUCUCACCAAAUCUCCCACCCUCUACCAAUUCCAUUCUCACCCACCACAAUUCGCUCCCCAGAACGCCUCCUUUUUCUCUGUAUCGGUGGCUGUCAAGGCGUUUAUAUAUCGGGGGCUACGGAAGGCCAAGCACUUUCGGAGAUUUCAGGUCCAUAUCCGGCUCGUCCUCUUGCUCUCGAUCCCGUUCUUCUACUUCCUGGUGUCCAACCCGAGCCGCUCCUUCCUUUUGGACUUCCUCUCUGCCUUUGCGUUCUCCGCCGCGCUCUUGUUCUCCCUCAACCUUGCGCUCCCUCGCCUCCCUUCAAUACGCCUCUUCCUUGCCCGCUCUUUCCCGAUCAAGCUCUGCAAAGGCUCGCCAAUAUCUCGGUCCCCUCUACCGGUGUUUUGGUCAAUUGGGUCUCGGCCAAAACCUGAGAAGAGAGUGAAUUCGGGGUGUUGGGUACAGAUUUACAGCAACGGGGACGUGUACGAGGGCGAGUUUCACAAGGGAAAGUGUUCGGGAAGUGGGGUGUACUACUAUUACAUGAGUGGGAGGUACGAGGGAGAUUGGGUGGAUGGGAAGUAUGAUGGGUAUGGGGUAGAGACGUGGGCCAGGGGGAGCCGGUAUCGGGGGCACUAUCGGCAGGGGCUCCGGCACGGUUUCGGGGUGUACCGGUUUUAUACAGGGGAUGUUUAUGCCGGAGAAUGGGCCAAUGGGCAGAGCCAUGGGUGUGGAGUGCAUACUUGUGAGGAUGGGAGUCGGUAUGUUGGGGAGUUCAAGUGGGGCGUCAAGCAUGGCCUUGGCCACUACCAUUUCAGAAAUGGGGACACGUAUGCUGGGGAAUAUUUUGCGGACAAGAUGCAUGGGUUUGGAGUCUAUUCUUUUGCAAAUGGGCAUCGAUAUGAGGGAGCCUGGCAUGAGGGUAGAAGGCAAGGCCUUGGAAUGUACACCUUUAGAAAUGGGGAAACACAAUCUGGUCACUGGCAAAAUGGAAUUCUUGACAUACCAAGCACACAGAACACCAGCUAUCCAGUAUCUCCUGUUGCUGUUUAUCAUUCCAAAGUACUUAAUGCUGUGCAGGAAGCUCGGCGAGCAGCAGAGAGAGCCUAUGAUGUGGCCAAGGUGGAUGAACGGGUCAACAGGGCAGUAGCGGCAGCCAAUAGGGCAGCCAAUGCGGCUAGAGUAGCGGCAGUUAAGGCCGUUCAAAAACAAAUACACCAUAAUAGCAACAACAACAUUCCAAUUCCAAUUGUGUGAGACUUUCAACUGUAGCUCGAGCUAUUUUAACGCAUGAGAUGGCGGCAGCAUCGGGACAAUUGCUUAUGUCACCAAUGUAGUUUUGUGUUUUAUGUUGUAAUCUUCUCUUUGGCGUCUUGCUUGGGGAGGAUUCAAUUUGCUGUGCCUCUUUGGAACGUGAGUGGUAGAGAAGAAAAUGGCAAAGAAGGGUGGAAUGAUCAUCUAUACUGCUUGAAGAUUGUGUAUACAUAGAGAUGAGACACAGAGAAAGAGAGAGAGAAAAAAGAAAAAGAAAAAAAAAAAAGAGGGUGGAUGAUGAUGGCAUCCAUUUGUUCAACUAUUCUUUUAGUUUUCCAUCUCAGUACAGUUUUGUAAAGAUGAGGUAGAUGUAAUAUAAAGUGCUGGUGCCGAGGUUAAACCUCAACCCAGCCACUGUUGUAUGCGAAGUUGUUGGCUUUUUAUGGA
This is a messenger RNA of Corylus avellana, 2282 nucleotides long. RefSeq lists its product as uncharacterized. NCBI's taxonomy places the organism in Eukaryota, Viridiplantae, Streptophyta, Magnoliopsida, Fagales, Betulaceae. The record is from RefSeq and is a predicted model, not a curated record.